Messenger RNA from Procambarus clarkii (red swamp crayfish), 1048 nucleotides. RefSeq lists its product as uncharacterized. Lineage: Eukaryota; Metazoa; Arthropoda; Malacostraca; Decapoda; Cambaridae. Gene Ontology annotation, molecular function: peptidyl-tRNA hydrolase activity. Gene Ontology annotation, cellular component: cytosol; mitochondrion. The record is from RefSeq and is a predicted model, not a curated record.
UAAGAUCGGCCAAAACUCUGCCGUUUUCUAUGGCGUCAAAAUGGUCGAGGCGGAGCCCCAGUUCUCUGCUGUUGACGACUCUCCCUCUUGCGAAGAAACCAUUUUCCAGGAGUUUUGCAAUGAAAAGUUUGCCAACUCAAAAACAACACCUGUUCUCAGCAGGAAGCGCUUUGACAGGAUUCUGAACUACUUGAAAGACCCGCAAAGUUGCGCGGACAGCAAACUCAAGUUCUACAUUAAGAAGAAUAACUUCUUCAAAAUAACAUUUCCGGACACGGGCGAGGAAGAAACCAUCGCAAAAAAGGAACAGGAUAAUAUACUGAAGAGAGUGGUGUGCUAUGAAGAUUUUUACAGUAUUAUAAAGGAAUACCAUGGGAAUGUUGUGAAGCAUGCUUCUUCAAGGAAAACAUUCAAAGCGAUCCAGGAGCAGUAUGCUCUUAUACCCAGAGAAGCUGUUGAGAAAUACUGCAGCAUCUGUAUGGUAUGCAAGCUCAGGGUUAACCAGAAGAAUACCACGUUAUUGAAGCCUGAUAUUGCCAGAGGAAUCAGAAAAUGCUGUCAAGCCAACUUUCGAUUUAAAGAGCCUGGGGAGUUCAAGCUGGUGCUGGUAGUUCGUGAUGAUCUCAAGAUGGGGAAAGGCAAAGUUGCAGUUCAGUGUUGUCAUGCAACUUUAAAAGCAUACAAACAAACUCAAAAGAAGAAUCCAAGACUACUAAGAGCAUGGGAGAUGAAUGGACAACCAAAGGUGAUUUUGAAGGUAGAAGAUGAAGCCACUAUGCAUGAUGUAAUCUCAUUGGCCAUGGAUGCUGGGAUGAUUGCAAGUCUUGUUCACGAUGCUGGCUGCUCACAGAUUGCACCGGAUUCACCCACUGUUCUUGGCUUGGGACCAGGAUCUGUAGACGUGCUUGACCAAAUUACUGGACAUCUUAAAUAUUACUAAUGUUUACAUGUUAUAUAGACUAUAUUUUAUUGAUACUGUAUGUGGAAAUUGUUAUUUAUAUAUAAUUGCAAUUGCUAUUCAUGCUGAAUAAAUUUAUAUAUUUUAAAA